AAACAAACCAACCUAAACUUUAUGGAGUAGUUCUCCAUAAAGAUGAAGGAAUGGCCACCACUUUUUGUCGAAUCCAAGAUCAACUGCCACUGAGGAGGGAGAGGACACAGGAAAAAGCAGAGAGACGGAGAGAGAGAGAGAGCGAAGAGGCAGAGGGAAGAGAUGGAAACCGGGAAUGCCGUACAAGGAUGAACACCAACGUCAACGACGACGCCAACAGUCACCAUCUGAAGCAAGAUCUGUAUCCCCAAACCGAAGCCACAACCUCCCGCCCCUACCCCCACCCCCGCCGGCCCCGCGGCUUCGCGGCAGCGAUGGGCGCCGCCGCCGACGGAGCCGCUUCCGGCGCAGGCGCCAAGGGGAAGAAGGAGAGGGAGAAGGAGAAGGAGCGGACCAAGCUCCGGGAGCGCCACCGCCGCGCCAUCACUAGCCGCAUGCUUGCCGGCCUCCGCCAGUACGGCAACUUCCCCCUCCCCGCCCGAGCCGACAUGAACGACGUCCUCGCCGCCCUCGCAAGGGAGGCCGGUUGGACCGUCGACCCUGACGGCACUACCUACCGAUCCUCUCCGCCUCCUUCGCAAAUGGGGACAUUUCUUGUUAGGUCAGUUGGAAGCCCAUUAUCUGCUAGUUCAUUGAGAAAUUGCUCCACUAGAGCUUCAUUAGACUGUCAGCCAUCAGUUCUAAGGCUUGAUGAGAGUUUAUCACCAGCAUCACUUGAUUCUGUUGUGGUUGCGGAGACGGAUACAAAGAGUGAGAAGUAUGCAAUUGCAAGCCCCAUUCACUCAGCUGAAUGUUUGGGGACUGACCAGCUUAUGCAAGACAUUGGUUCCAGGGAGCAUGAGACUGAUUUUGCAGGAACUCCUUAUGUCCCUGUUUAUGUGAUGCUUGCUACUGGUGUAAUCAACAAUUUCUGCCUGUUGGUUGAUCCUGAAGGUGUUAGACAGGAGUUAAGACAUCUGAAGUCUUUACAUGUAGAUGGUGUCGUUGUGGAUUGUUGGUGGGGUAUUGUUGAAGGGUGGAACCCACAGAAGUAUCUAUGGUCUGGUUACAGGGAUCUAUUUACCAUCAUCCGGGAGCUCCAACUGAAAUUGCAGGUUGUUAUGGCAUUUCAUGAGUAUGGAGGAAAUGAUUCUAAUAGUGUAUCAAUCUCCCUCCCUCAAUGGGUACUGGAGAUUGGCAAAGAGAACCCAGAUAUAUUCUUCACAGAUCGUGAAGGAAGGAGAAAUACUGAAUGCCUAUCUUGGGGCAUUGAUAAAGAACGAGUGCUAAAGGGUAGAACCGGUAUAGAGGUCUAUUUUGACUUCAUGAGAAGCUUUCGAAUAGAGUUUGAUGAUUUGUUUGUUGAGGGUCUUAUCUCCGCAGUUGAAAUUGGACUUGGAGCAUCUGGGGAGCUGAGGUACCCUUCUUUUGCAGAAAGGAUAGGAUGGAGGUACCCUGGUAUUGGUGAGUUUCAGUGUUAUGACAAAUACUUGCAACAAAAUCUACGAAAAGCUGCGAAAUUACGUGGACACUCCUUCUGGGCUAGGGGGCCUGAUAAUGCUGGUCAAUACAAUUGUAGACCACAUGAAACUGGCUUCUUCUGUGAACGAGGGGACUAUGAUAGCUACUAUGGACGUUUUUUCCUCCAAUGGUAUGCUCAGUCUUUAGUAAAUCAUGCCGAUAAUGUCCUAUCUCUUGCAGGCCUUGCAUUUGAGGAAACACGGAUAAUUGUAAAGAUUCCAGCCAUUUAUUGGUGGUACAAAACUACAAGCCAUGCAGCUGAGCUGACCGCUGGAUAUUAUAACCCUACAAACCAGGAUGGAUAUUCUCCAGUUUUUGAUGUUCUUAAGAAACAUUCUAUAACAAUGAAGUUUGUCUGGUCAGGAAUGCAGGUUCCUUGUCAGGAAACUGAUGAAGCAUUGGCUGAUCCUGAAGGUUUGAGUUGGCAGGUUUUGAAUUCUGCCUGGGAUCGGGGAUUGGCUGUGGCUGGUCAGAAUGGAGUUCCGUGUUAUGAUAGAGAAUGUUGCAUGAGAAUAGUUGAGACUGCAAAACCAAGGAAUGAUCCUGAUCAUCGCCACUUUGUGUUCUUUGUCUAUCAGCCUCCACCUUUUAUCCAAGGAACUGUUUGCUUCCCAGAAUCGGAUUACUUUAUCAGAUGCAUGCAUGGAGAAGUUGCUGCUGAACUAAUACCCUGAUAUAUACAAGCCCUCAUUUACAAGCCACUAGCAGUCAAGAAGGAUGAGUGAAGUGGCGGGAAUGGAAUCUGCAAGGUGUUAAAUAUGGAUGUAUGCUGAAUUCUCUGACCUUUUUCCCCGAAGAUUGUAAUCAUCUCUGCUAGAGACGUCCACUUUUCCUUCUGAAAUAGUUCAUUCAUAGUCCUAAUAUUGUCCAAAUCUUGCAUCUGAUUGCCAAAUGAAAGCAUGAAGCUAGUUAGAUGUUUAUUACUGUCAUCUUUAUGGUUGGUAUCUCAACUGUAAAAUUGAAGAUGAGAUUAAAAAAAAAGAAAAAGAAAUGGACUGCCUGGCUUGUGAUUGGUGAGCUAUUUUGUUGCAA
This is a messenger RNA of Diospyros lotus (date-plum), 2532 nucleotides long. Its product is annotated as beta-amylase 8. The transcript has 10 exons. Gene Ontology annotation, molecular function: beta-amylase activity. The coding region runs from base 51 to 2174 and encodes 707 amino acids. The record is from RefSeq and is a predicted model, not a curated record. Gene Ontology annotation, biological process: polysaccharide catabolic process. NCBI's taxonomy places the organism in Eukaryota, Viridiplantae, Streptophyta, Magnoliopsida, Ericales, Ebenaceae.